AUGUCCUUUUCAUCAAAACGCCUGUCGUCCAACGGCGGCGUAAAUGGAUUUCUGCGAAAACAUCCUGCCGCGUUCGGAGGUGCCUUUGUAUUCCUUAUUAUUGGAGCAAGUCUUGCCAUGACCUCCUUUGCGGACGUUGUCGUCGAGAAAAAGGAUUCAAAGAUCAGCGUGAUCACCCACGAUGAGGAGAUCCGACAGAAACUGGGAACCGCUCGAAAGUUUGAUAUCCGGGAAGAAUAUUAUCGACACUUUUCGAAGCAUCCUAACGACGAAUGGGACAACGUCCGCAUACAAAGACCUGACAAUGUCGCCGAAUGGGGCGAAGCACAGCAAGACACGCGCAAAAAAGUCAAGGAACUUGUCAGAAAGUAG
Molecule: messenger RNA, 372 nt
Organism: Serendipita indica DSM 11827
Lineage: Eukaryota; Fungi; Basidiomycota; Agaricomycetes; Sebacinales; Serendipitaceae
Source: the annotation of a GenBank genome assembly